Molecule: messenger RNA, 1351 nt
Organism: Grammomys surdaster
Lineage: Eukaryota; Metazoa; Chordata; Mammalia; Rodentia; Muridae
Product: zinc finger and BTB domain-containing protein 8A-like
Exons: 1
Biological process (GO): regulation of transcription by RNA polymerase II
Molecular function (GO): protein binding; DNA-binding transcription factor activity, RNA polymerase II-specific; RNA polymerase II cis-regulatory region sequence-specific DNA binding
Source: RefSeq, a predicted model, not a curated record
AAGAGUAGCAUCGUCCAUUUUCAGAAUGGAGAUCUCCUCUCACCAGUCUCACCUCCUGCAGCAGCUGAACGAGCAGCGCAGGCAAGACGUGUUUUGCGACUGCAGUAUUCUAGUCGAAGGCAAGGUCUUCAAAGCGCACGGGAAUGUGUUGUUUGCGAGCAGCGGCUACUUCAAAAUGCUGCUUUCUCAGAACUCAAAGGAGACAAGUCAGCCAACCACAGCCACGUUUCAGACCUUCUCCCCCGAUACCUUCACAGUCAUCCUGGACUUUGUCUACUCUGGCAAACUCUCUCUUACUGGAUAGAAUGUUAUAGAAGUGAUGUCCGCCGCGAGCUUCCUUCAGAUGACUGACGUCAUUAGUGUGUGUAAGUCUUUCAUUAAGUCUUCCUUGGACAUUAGUGAGAAAGAGAAAGAUCGCUACUUCAGCCUCUCAGAUAAGGACACGGGCUCUAAUGGAGUAGAGCAUUCCUCUUUUUACAGUAGCAGCUGGCAGGAAGAAAGUGGGUCUCCCAGCUCUCACCUGAGCCCAGACCAAGGACCAAGUCUAGUAAGUGGAAAGCCAUGGAACAAGUACGGUUACCACCCAGCCUCCCAGAGGGGUCCUCAGCAACCAUUAGCCAAGCACGAGCAAAGGAAGGACCCCAUUAAAAAGACCAAGCAUUUGAGAUUACCACAGCCAUCUGAAGUUGUUCAUUUUAAGUCUGGCAAAGGAGAUGCUCGGCCCUCCAAUUCCAGCAACCAUGUUCCCCAGUCUGAAGAGCAGGUAGAGGUUGAUGCUGAAGUGGAUUCUGUUCCUGCUGGCUACCAGUACAGCCAAGGGUCUGAUGUCACAUCCAGGAGCUUUCCAGAUGAUCUGCCCAGGCUGCGAUUCAAAUGCCCAUACUGCACUCAUGUGGUGAAGCGGAAGGCAGACCUCAAGCGCCACCUGCGCUGCCACACAGGAGAGAGGCCGUACCCUUGCCAGGCUUGUGGGAAACGCUUUAGCAGGCUCGACCAUCUGAGUAGCCAUUUCCGAACAAUUCACCAGGCAUGCAAACUCAUCUGCAGGAAAUGCAAACGCCAUGUGACUGACCUCACAGGGCAAGUGGUACAGGAAGGAACCAGGCGCUACCGACUGUGUAACGAGUGCCUUGCUGAAGUGGGCAUGGACAGCCUCCCUGUGGACCUCGAAGCCGAGCCACGCCGUGCGUCCCCGGCUGAUGGAGAGAAGGAUGGCCGGUGGCACCUGAACGAAGGAGAGAAUCGAGCCUAUGUGGAGAUUGUAGAGGAUGGGUCUGCCGAUCUGGUCAUACAACAGGUGGACGAUAGCGAGGAAGAAGAAGAAAAAGAAAUAAAACCCAACAUCAGGUAG